This is a messenger RNA of Lachancea sp. 'fantastica', 3177 nucleotides long. Lineage: Eukaryota; Fungi; Ascomycota; Saccharomycetes; Saccharomycetales; Saccharomycetaceae. The record is from the annotation of a GenBank genome assembly.
AUGGACUACCGCUACCAACAUGGUACCGGGUAUGCCCACGCUGAUAGCAGCCAAAACACUGUGAUGGGAUCCACUGGGAAUGAAUAUGAAUCCGCAGAAGAUCACGAAAACAGGCAACAAUAUGGAGAAUUCUAUCAGCAAUACCCCCAUCAAUACACGCAAAGCACUCAGCCGGUGUAUACCGACGAUUACGAGGGCGACCAAAAUCGCCACUAUGGUAAUCAAGAAAUAUAUCAGAUGCAGAAUGCGAGCCAUCAACAACAUUACAAUGUUCCCACGAUUAAUGUAUACCAUGCUGCACAGCCCAUUCCUUUGGCUCACGAUAAUGUUGUACCAAUGCCUUCUGCUAACGACGUAACUGCGAGCAAUGACCAGUUGUAUGCCAUAGAUUAUGACCCUAGAAAUUCAGACUCCAGCGCUCAGAUCAGUAACGACGAGGCAUUCCCAGCAGAGACUAUGCCGAUUCUAAAUCACCAUCAUCUUAAUCAACGCAGACCACCUCCAGCCUCAAACUCUACAACGUUUGCUCCAGAUUACAACCAGCCCUCGGAUUACUACAAAUAUGACCCAGAAGACCCUGUAGAUUAUAUCGACCAAACGGGCGAUGACUACCAGAUCAACACAUUUUAUGGUAACAACAACCAGAUGGCUAACCCAUAUGCCAGCACCUUCGAUUUGAAUGAGUAUGCUGAUCAAGAAGUAUAUUCGGACGGAGCUAGCUCUGCGGGCUACGACGAAAGAAGAAGCAGAGAUUUGGCCGAUUAUUCGUAUGACAACGCGGACGUCACCACUCUCUCGAAACUUGCGGGCUCCAGAGAACUUUUGGAUGAAGAAGACGAGGACAUAGUGCUCAACAACCGAGGUGAGAAAAUGGAUGGAAGCGGCUCGAUUGACGAGGGCCGUAGGCCGUUGAGAAAACACACUACUGUCCGGAAGUUCAAGCUGAGCAUGGGCAAUUUCGUCUUUGAUUGUCCCAUCAGUGAAAACCUCAUAGGUCAAUAUGUCAGAGCGGUGGAUGAUCAAGACAAGCUGUCGAACGAGUUCAAGUUCAUGCGAUACCAGGCCGUAACGUGCGAACCGCUAAUGUUUCAGCCCAACAAUUUCACGCUUCGCCAACUGAAAUAUGGCCAACCCCGUCGUACGGAACUCAUGAUAGUAAUAACCAUGUACAACGAAGACGAUGUGUUAUUAGGCAGAACAUUGAAGGGAGUCAUGGACAAUAUACGCCAUUUCACAAAAAAGAAGAAUUCAUCGACUUGGGGUUCAGAUGCGUGGAAAAAAAUUGUGGUUUGCAUCGUUUCCGAUGGAAGAUCUAAGAUCAAUGAACGUUCACUAGCUCUUAUGAGUGCUCUCGGCUGUUACCAGGACGGUUUUGCGAAAGGCGAAAUCAACGACAAAAAAGUAAUCGCUCACGUUUAUGAGCACACUUCCAAAGUCAACAUUCGAAGCGUUAAAGAUGGAAAGGUAGAACUUGAUUGUGGUGUCAAUACUGUACCAAUCCAAUUGCUGUUCUGUUUGAAAGAAAACAACCAGAAAAAAAUCAAUUCUCAUCGUUGGGCACUUGAGGCUUUUGGGGAAGUCUUGCAGCCCAACGUUGUCAACCUUUUGGAUGCUGGAACUAUGCCAGGUAAGGACUCUAUUUAUGAACUAUGGCGCGAAUUUAAAAAUCCACAGGUGGGUGGAGCAUGUGGAGAAAUCAAGACGGAUCUGGGCAAAGGGUUUCGAAAGCUUUUCAAUCCUCUUGUAGCUUCGCAAAACUUCGAAUAUAAACUAUCGAACAUUUUGGAUAAGACCACAGAAUCGAAUUUUGGGUUUAUCACCGUGCUACCGGGCGCUUUUUCUGCGUACCGCUUCGAAGCGAUACGAGGAGAGCCAUUGCGGAAAUAUUUUAUGGGUGACGAUUUGAACGCAAGGGUUUUCAUCUCUAACAUGUACCUUGCUGAAGAUAGAAUUCUAUGUUUCGAAAUCGUCACGAAAAAAAAUAGCAAUUGGAUCUUGAAAUAUUCAAAGAGUUCUUAUGGGUCUACCGAUGUUCCUGAAAAAAUACCUGAGUUUAUUUUGCAACGGAGAAGAUGGAUGAACGGCUCUUUCUUCGCAGCGUUGUACUCAUUUAUUCACUUUUACAAGAUUUGGAGCAGUGGCCACUCUGUGGGCAGGAAAUUCAUGCUCAAUCUGCAAUUCAUAUACCUUGCUUUGAGCAGUUUGGUUUCAUGGUUUUCCUUGAGUUCUUUCUUUCUUGUUUUCAGAAUACUAACCGUUUCGAUUGCGGUUUCAUACAAUGACCAAAAGGUCUUCCGCGUUUUGUCGGUGAUAUUUCUGUGGCUUUACGGUGUUUCCGUGCUGAUAACAUUCAUUCUUUCCCUGGGUAAUAAACCUAAGGGAACUUCAAAGUUUUACCUGUCAACUUUCAUCUUCUUUGCAGUUCUCAUGGUGUACAUGAUAUUUUGUUCCAUUUUUAUGAGUGUGCACUCGAUUCGCAACAUCAUAGAUGCUGGGAACGUUACAUUCCGCGGCUUACUUCUACAAGAGACUUUCAGAGAUCUCAUAAUAUCAAUGGGUUCAACUUACUGUUUAUACCUGUUGAGUUCCUUAGUGUACUUGCAUCCAAUGCAUAUGUUCACAAGUUUUGUACAAUAUCUGCUGCUGAGUCCGUCAUACAUCAAUGUGCUGAACAUUUAUGCUUUUUGCAACGUCCAUGAUAUUUCUUGGGGCACUAAAGGUUUCGCGGCGAAACCACUGGGCAAAAUUCAUUCGAAGGAAGACGGAACAGUAAAACUGGAAAUUCCAGUUUCUGCUAUGGAAAUUGAUGCCAACUAUCUAAAGCAUUGCGAGAUAUUAAAGAAUCCAGCAGCCGAAGAAGAAGAUGAUGAGCUCUCGCUGGAGGAAAAAAAGACUAGCUACUACGCCAUGGUGCGAUCCGUGGUAAUUAUUUUGUGGGUUAUUUCGAAUUUCGUCAUUGUUGCGGUGGUCCUCGAAACGGGUGGGAUUGGACAGUACGAGUCACUCAACAGCUCUAGCACGGCCACUCAAACAACGGUCUCAAUUCUACCUCAACGGUCUACCGUAUAUUUCUCCGUCAUUCUGUGGCUCGUGGCCUUUAUGGCCGCAUUUCGUUUUAUUGGCUGCUGUGUCUAUCUCACGAAGAGAUUUUUCCACCGUCUAAGGUUUCGGUCAUGA